Messenger RNA from Lentinula edodes (shiitake mushroom), 1254 nucleotides. RefSeq lists its product as uncharacterized. NCBI's taxonomy places the organism in Eukaryota, Fungi, Basidiomycota, Agaricomycetes, Agaricales, Omphalotaceae. The record is from RefSeq and is a predicted model, not a curated record. Bases 1 to 1254 code for a protein of 417 amino acids. The transcript has 5 exons.
AUGUCUUGCUAUGAUAUUGAUGAAUACUAUCACUGCAUUGUGUGCCAUGGUGUGGUAUCCAGUAACGAGUUCAAUGAACACAUGAUUGUUCAUGGUUUGGACAGACACGUUACGUUCAGCAUAGGCUGCAAGCUUUACCCUCUUCCUCUGCCUAAUCGCUUCAAAAUUGUCAUUCCAAAGAUUGACAAUGGUCUAUUCCUCUGUCCUGGCAACCCUUGGCUUGACUGUGAUUUUCAGGGGAAUCCUAUGGAAGUAUAUUCCCAUAUGACUUCUGUUCAUGCUCAAGAAAUAAAGGGCACUCAAGCAUUUUCUGGAGCACGUCCUGAGCGAGACUGCAUGUCUUUUGCAUAUUGCGUACAAGUUCCUUUUCCUCUUUUCAUGUCCAACAUUAACAUUAUAUUUCUCAUCUUGUUUUCACAGCCACCAUAUCCAACAUACAGUCAAGCAAAAACUGACUCUGUUCAUAUUCUGGAACCACACAUUCACCUUGCUUCUCCUGCUCCCACAUACUGCUCUACCUCAGUGACUCCGGCACGUCCUCUAUGCACAUUCCCCACUAUCAAGAUUCCUGCCUGCCCCUCGAUUACACCCCCCCCAUUUUAUGACCCCGAUCUCAUGUAUGCUACUGGCAUUUGUGCAAACUACAACUCCACUGCUCUGCACAAGCUCCGUCCUGACCCCCUGAUUGCCUUCUCUGCCAUCCCCUCACGUGUGCUUGAAGAACACGGAGGCACACGAGGAAUCCUCAAGAAGCUUUGUUUUCUAUUACUUGAAGCAUCUCAAGGUUGCAUCUACCAUAAAGCCCUCAAUCUCCCAGACCAAUGCUGCGGUGAUGGGCAGCUGUACUCUUGCUCUGGUCCCAUGGGUCGUGGCAACAAUCACUUCUUUCUUAUUUUCCGCCGUGCUUUGCAGGCACCUGAUGAUCUUUGUCCUGACUGUUGGACCUCUGGGUCCCCAGAGUGGACCUUACACAAUUCAAGUCACUGUCGAUCCUCCUGGGAAGAUGUAAUGCAAGGUCUCCCUUAUAUUAUCUGGCGAAUUGAUAGUUACAGAAAGGCUGUAUUCUCAUCUCUGGAAGCUUGGCAGUUGACCCAACGUUUUACCAGCACAGUCGACUAUUGUUACUGGCUGAAACUCCCUGCUACCAACCCUCCCACACUCCUAUUGAAUCUACAUGUCCUCGUAUAUGCAUUCUUGCAGCUGAGGAGGCAAGAUAGCUUGCCUGAAGAAGGACUUGUAUUCAAUGGUCAGUAA